Molecule: messenger RNA, 1794 nt
Organism: Durio zibethinus
Lineage: Eukaryota; Viridiplantae; Streptophyta; Magnoliopsida; Malvales; Malvaceae
Product: pyruvate dehydrogenase E1 component subunit alpha-1, mitochondrial
Biological process (GO): pyruvate decarboxylation to acetyl-CoA
Cellular component (GO): intracellular membrane-bounded organelle
Molecular function (GO): pyruvate dehydrogenase (acetyl-transferring) activity
Source: RefSeq, a predicted model, not a curated record
AAAAAGACAGGAGAGUCAAAGUAAGGAUUCGGUGGCCAAAGCCAAACACAGAAAAACAUUUUUUUUAUUCCUACUCUUUAUUUUCCCUGGGCAUCAUUUCACAGGGCCAACCAUCGAAGUCCCUUCUUCGCCUCCAUUUUCUCUGCUCAAUCUUAAUAAACCCUUUGCAUCUUAGAUCCGACCAACCUACGUCUCCUAAUCCAACGGUCGAUAUGGCUCUAUCGCGCAUCGCCUCUUCUUCUUCCCGCUCCUUCAACCUUCUCAAACCCCUCUCGUUUGCCAUCUCUCUUCGCCGCUCGAUCUCCAACGACACCACUCCCAUGACUGUCGAGACUUCCGUCCCUUUCAUCUCUCACCAGUGCGAAGUCCCCUCACGCUCAGUCGAGACCAAUCCGAAGGAGCUACUUACCUUCUUCCGAGACAUGGCGCUGAUGCGUCGGAUGGAGAUCGCCGCCGACUCACUCUACAAGGCCAAACUCAUCCGCGGUUUCUGCCACCUCUACGACGGCCAAGAAGCCGUCGCCGUCGGUAUGGAAGCUGCCAUAACCAAAAAGGAUUGCAUCAUAACCGCCUAUCGUGACCACUGCACAUUCGUCGGUCGCGGUGGGUCUCUGCUGGAAGUUUUCGCGGAGCUGAUGGGACGCCAGGCUGGAUGUUCUAGAGGCAAAGGAGGUUCGAUGCAUUUUUACAAGAAGGAUUCAAAUUUUUACGGUGGUCACGGGAUUGUUGGAGCUCAGGUUCCGUUAGGAUGUGGCUUGGCGUUUGCGCAAAAGUACUCUAAAGAGGAAACCGUGACCUUUGCUUUGUACGGUGAUGGGGCUGCUAAUCAAGGACAGUUGUUCGAGGCUUUGAAUAUCUCUGCGCUUUGGGAUCUGCCUGCAAUUUUGGUCUGCGAGAAUAAUCACUAUGGUAUGGGGACAGCAGAGUGGAGAGCCGCCAAGAAUCCAGCAUAUUACAAACGUGGGGAUUAUGUUCCUGGUUUGAAGGUGGAUGGCAUGGACGCCCUUGCUGUCAAGCAAGCUUGCAAGUUUGCCAAAGAACGUGCCUUGAAGAAUGGACCAAUUAUUCUUGAAAUGGACACUUAUAGGUAUCAUGGUCACUCCAUGUCUGAUCCUGGAAGCACCUAUCGGACACGUGAUGAGAUUAGUGGUGUUAGACAGGAGCGUGAUCCAAUUGAAAGAAUUAGGAAACUGGUAUUGUCUCAUGACCUAGCCACUGAUAAAGAGUUGAAGGACAUUGAGAAGGAGGUGAGAAAAGAGGUAGACGAUGCAAUUGCUCAAGCUAAGGAAAGUCCAAUGCCUGAACCCUCUGAACUCUUCACAAAUGUGUACGUGAAAGGUUUUGGUGCUGAGUCAUUUGGAGCAGAUAGGAAAGAAGUAAGAGCUACACUUCCAUAAAUUGAGACUCCUGUGGAGUAUCUUUUUUUUUUCUCUUCACUUCAGUUUGACUCUUUAUCCACCCAUCAAUCUUGGAAGAAAGAACAAUAAAGGAGCAAGGGAAGGUGGCCAGCUCUUCCCAGCUAUCUAUUUGAUUUUGCACUUGUAUUUGUAUAGAAUACUUUAUUUAUUCUUCCCCAGUUUAUGGGCAGAAUUGUUAUAUUUUAGCUGUUAGUAUUUUGGUUGCGCCCGCGUUUUACAUUCCCAUAAUUAAAUAGUUUGCUGCUGUGCUCAGCAAUGUAUGAAUAAUCUCUUCUGGGCUUUUAUGCUUACAUUUAUCGGUAUAAAGUAAGUAUCUUGAGGUUUAUAAUAUAUAUUUAUUGAUAACUUUGGCUGAAAUGUCUUGGGUUGGGUACCU